Carassius carassius (crucian carp) is the source of this 3366-nucleotide messenger RNA. Its product is annotated as homeobox protein Hox-B1b. Lineage: Eukaryota; Metazoa; Chordata; Actinopteri; Cypriniformes; Cyprinidae. The transcript has 4 exons. The record is from RefSeq and is a predicted model, not a curated record. Gene Ontology annotation, molecular function: RNA polymerase II cis-regulatory region sequence-specific DNA binding; DNA-binding transcription factor activity, RNA polymerase II-specific. Gene Ontology annotation, cellular component: nucleus. The coding region runs from base 2125 to 3045 and encodes 306 amino acids. Gene Ontology annotation, biological process: regulation of transcription by RNA polymerase II.
UAAUGAAGAGGCUGCAGACAGAGCAGAAAGGCAACGCAGCCAAUUCGUCAAGACUGCUUUUUUGCCGAGUUAACUUGUUUGAGUUUGGGCGAAAUUUAUUGGUGCAUUUCCUUCGCAAGAAGCUAUCCUCAUUGCUGUGAACAGUCAAGAGGGACAAUCUGGAGCAACCGCACAGAAUAAUCGCCACACUUUGUCAUCUUCCAGCGGGCCUGGAACCACACUGUCACAUGACACGAGAGGCCAGAGUUUUGCUGAACCCCCAGAAAGGACCAACAUAGCAUAACUGAUGAAAGCCCUCCAGAAAAUGCAAAUAACGAACGAACAACAAGAACGUCUGCCUCACAAUGUCGCGGAACUAUUUGCAACAAAGUCCUUAUGCAUCUGAACUUAAUAACAAAAUGCGUCAACCCAAACAUAUUUGGUCAGCGACCGCAAGACCAACUUUAGGAAUACUGAACGAGAUAAAGAGGACGUUAUAACAAGGGAGAAAUGUAGUCUGCAACAUCCUAAAUCAAGAUAGUAACUCAUCAGAGUUUCUUUCUGCAAACUAUACUACCGGAGAUAACUUAAGCAAUCAGCAAGUUCACUGUAUCACCAGCACAUAUUUCAAGAGGAGCGCGACGUUAUCUGGAGCGCAGGAGCAACAAGAACCCCCCGUUGGGAUUCAUUGCAUCAAAAAGAGGCUAUUGCUUUACACAAGUGACCAGUCUGAGAAGUUCCACUUCUGCCCCUAUUUGUGCAGGCGGAGACGUGUGGAAAUGUUCGGUUUACUUAAACUUAUAUCUGGUUUCAGAACCGGAGGAUGAGAAAAAAAAAGACUCUAGGCUGAAAAUAAUAUGUCUCUCUUAGUUGGACCAUCUCUGACCAACACCCACCACCACCGUCUUAAGUGAAGCUUGAAGAGAUUUAUGCAUGGCAUCUACAGUGCCUCAAGUGAAACGUCCUUGCGCAAAUAUGACUGGAGAAGAAUAACUGAGUAUGCAGUCUUUAUACAUUAAUGGCAUUAAUGGCUGUCUCUUUUGGACAAUUUCCACAAAACUAUUCUGUCAUGUUCCCAGAGCGCAGCUUAUAAUAACCCCCCCCCCGCCCUUCAAAUGAUUAAAUGCCACUUUCAUGUAAUAUUUCCAAAAUUAAUGUUUAAUGGUAAAUAAGCAUUAUAAUAAAGUAGUUGAUUAACUGAAUAAAGUUACGAUGGUUAACAAAUGGGUAAUUAUUAUGUGAAAAUUAAUAGCCGAAUUUGACAUUUUAGUGCGUAGGCUAUUAGUUUUAUUUAUUUAUUGCUUCUCUCGAUUUUAAUUCGAAAUGAUAUCAGUUUAGGCUAUCUGUGACCAUUUACAACUAUUAUUAAUAAUUUUCUGUAUUCGAAUGGAGAAUUUCUGUCACCUGUAUUAAAAAUGAUGGCUUUAGGUUUAACUAAAAAUCUACACUCUACACUCGUAUCAUUAGAUUUUAGGAAAUAAUCCUAAUUAGAAACCAAAGACACGUUUCCCAAACUCCCUCUUUCACAUGAAUUUAUGUUAAUGAGAGAUUAUAUCUAAGCACUAUUUUAAAAAGUAUGGUGCUCCACUAUAUCUCGAGAGAGAGAUAAAGCUAAUCUCAGGCAAUUGGUGUAUAUGGGGGUACAUUCAUUCAGUUAAUUUAGGAACUUAGAUUCGAAAAUAGUACAAGAAACUCUCUGGAAAACAGAAAACUCAAAAUCUGACUAUUACAAGUAAAUGGUGUAAGUUAUUAUGCAUAUUAUGCAUGUUUAAGGACUGUUUAUUAACUCCAGCUCUCCACGCCGUCAUGAAUACACCAUAAAUUCGUUGUUAUAACUGUUCUGCUCGCCUUAAUUCACAUUAGACCUACAUUGGGAGUAGGUUAUAUCAGAUUGAUGGGUGGAUUCGAUUGAUGUGUUUGUCAUGUAAAUACGAAUCGUUUGAUGGACACCUGCAACGCCCAGAGUGCUACCGCAGGACGCACACUAUUGGUGCAAAAUGAGUCACAUGAUCUGUCACUUAACUGAUAUGAGCUUGGAUAGAACUUUGUGUGGUUUGACAUACAGCUUAGAGGUUGUAGGGGCACUGGGACCACACAUCAGCCUAUAUUGACCCUGCUUAAUCAAUUUUGCUUGGUCAGUCAACAAUGAAUUCCUACUUAGAUUAUACGAUUUAUAACCGUGGUGCUAACACUUAUAGUUCGAAGGUUGGGUGUUUUCUUAUGGAGCAAGAAUACUUGCCAAGUGCUUGUGCAAGUACAAAUAGUCACAUUACCGAGGGACGGCAAGUCGGAGGGAACACUUUUACAACCGCACCGCACGAAACUCAUGGCACAAAUUACGCACAACUUCAUUCGCAGCAAUAUCACAUCAAUAUGGACAUGGGGAAAACUGGAUACAGCAAUUUUUGCAAGCAAACCCGACUUCCUCACUCGGACUAUGGACAUCACUACGUGCUCACUCAAGCAGAUGACCACAUGCGUCUUCAGUCCCCUGUUUUUCCUGUCGUGAACAUGGGAGCCAACAUGGGAACAUACAGUGAAUCUAACUGCAGGCCUGGCUCGGUCUCUGCAAGUCAUUAUCAGUCCCAAUUCGGAGAACACGAACCACACGGCUAUGGUUCGUUAAGCAAGUACCAGGUCUCCCCUGACAGUGACAGCGACUCCAAGAGGAACAUCAAACAAGCUCCAACGUUUGACUGGAUGAAAGUCAAGAGGAACCCUCCUAGAACAGUUAAAGUCGCCGAAUAUGGGAUCCACGGACAGCAGAACAUUAUACGCACCAAUUUCACCACCAAGCAGCUCACGGAACUUGAGAAGGAGUUCCACUUCAACAAGUACCUGACCAGGGCGCGCAGACUGGAAGUGGCCGCCACCCUCGAACUGAACGAAACGCAGGUUAAAAUUUGGUUUCAGAAUCGCAGAAUGAAACAGAAGAAGCGCGAGAAGGAAGGAAAAGCCCUUGUAAUUAAACGUGUGUCUCCUUGCUCUGCUGGUCAAAGCGCAGACAACUCAAACAGCUCAUCCCCGGGUGCUUCGCCUACCUCAGACUCUUCCACUGCUGUUUGAUGAUUACGUGCCUUUGUGGCAAACGAACUAUUUCAUCAUUGUGAUGUGGAGAACUUAUUAAAUUAUUCUGCUGUCUUAAAGCAUAUGCGUUAGCAUGUGCACGUGUUAUAUACAUAACGCAAAAUAAUCAAAUUUGCUGCAUUAGAGCUACUGAAUUCAUGGUUCAAAAUGCAUUAACAGGGUAGGCUAUAUUCUUAAUAGUCCAAAAGUUUUUUUUUUUUUGUCAUCAGGUUGAUAUCCUUUUUUGCACUACUGAUUAAUUCCUUUGUUGAAAGAGCAAAAAAAUAAUAAAAAAAAGGUGAAAAAUACAUGUUUAUGUAU